CGUAAAAUUUUAUAAUAUCUCUUGAAGCCUUUAAUCUGUGGUAAUAAUGAAGUAUGCCAGUGAUUCGGCCAUUCUUGUUGAGUCAAAUUCUUUUUCUGGAAUUAAUAAACCUCCAAAGAUUUUCCAAGAAUCGCCUUUUAACGUAACACUAUUUGGAAUCGACAUUUCAUAUCUCACCCAAACAACCCAGUUCGCCUUGGUCUCGUGUGGAGUCUUUGUCUUUUUCAUCCUUUAUGGAUUCCUACUAGAAACCAUAUUUGUUCAACCGACACUCAAAUCUCAUGGACUUUAUGUAACAUUUAUACAAUUUAUUUUGUACAGCUUCUUUGCAAUGGUAGAAUCACACUUCAAAAAUGAUACAGAAAGGAGAAUACCAGUACCAACUUAUAUCAUCAUCUCAUUUUUGACCGUUGCUACAAUGACCAUGUCCAACUUGUCUUUGGAAUAUCUAAAUUAUCCAACACAGGUGAUUUUCAAAUCAUGUAAACUAGUUCCAGUUUUAUUAGGUGGAAUAGUUAUUCAAGGAAAGAAAUAUGGGGCAAAAGAUUUUCUAGCAGCCAUUAUAAUGUGCAUUGGAUUAAUUUGGUUUACACUGAUUGAUGUAACCAUUUCACCAAACUUUCAUCCAAUUGGUGUCAUUAUGAUAAACUUUGCCUUGGUUGCUGAUGCUAUUAUAGGGAAUGUGCAAGAAAAGGCUAUGAAAAAAUAUGGAGCUUCGAACAGUGAAGUUGUCCUGUACUCAUAUUCACUUGGUACCAUCUAUCUUUUCGUGGCUUUGAUAAUUAGCGGCCGCUUGAUUCCUGCCAUCACUGCGGCUAAUCAGUUUCCAGUUUCGAUAUACGGUUUAGGUUUUUUGCUUUCUUUUACUGGAUAUGUGGGAGUAAACUUGGUUCUCACCCUUGUGCGAGUUGCUGGUGCCUUUGCUGCAGUAACAGUUACAACAUUUCGGAAAGCCCUUUCCAUUGUUGUUUCGUUUAUGUUCUUUACAAAGCCUUUUACAUUUCAGUAUGUUUGGUCGGGAUUCCUUGUUAUUUUGGGAGUGUAUCUUAGCCAACGGCAAGCUCAUUUGGUCUUUGCUGAAACUCGCCUUUUCAAAAGUGCUGUCAAAUUUAUUAAACAAUUGAUGGCUACGAAGAAAUUGACUAAGGCUGCAAUCAGUGUGUAAAGAGUUUUUCACUUUAUUUAUUUUUUUGGUUAAACAUUUCUUUUUUGUGUAUUUAUUUUGUGGUGGUCUCAGUGGCAAUU
Molecule: messenger RNA, 1245 nt
Organism: Daphnia carinata
Lineage: Eukaryota; Metazoa; Arthropoda; Branchiopoda; Diplostraca; Daphniidae
Gene: Papst2
Product: adenosine 3'-phospho 5'-phosphosulfate transporter 2-like
Exons: 8
Coding region: 47-1165 (372 amino acids)
Biological process (GO): transmembrane transport
Cellular component (GO): Golgi membrane; endoplasmic reticulum membrane
Molecular function (GO): 3'-phosphoadenosine 5'-phosphosulfate transmembrane transporter activity
Source: RefSeq, a predicted model, not a curated record